AGGGCUGGCUCUCUUCGUAAUCCUUAUUGCUAUUAUUUGUAUACGUACACAUAUGAAUGCAAGUACUAUCAAUGUUAACUCGACAGUUUGUAGCGGUGGCGAUUGCUCUGCUGGUACAGCUAUCGGUCGUCUCGUCAAGUAAUGUCGCGAGAAAUGAUUUCAUGAAGAAUGGGAUCCAGGAGCCGACUCAGGAGCCGGGACGGGCACGAGAAGCACAGGGUCGGGGAGUACAAAGCCGACAAUGUUGGAAUCAAACCCAACAAAUGCAAAGCCAGCAGUCGCAGUCUGAAAGUUCAAGAACUCUGCUGCCUCAAAGCCUUCCAACUGGCCAAGGACAACAGCCUCAGUCAUCUAAUGCAGGAGGGCCUGGGCAAUGCUUUUUACCCAAUGGAUCUGUUGACAUUAACGGAAUUCCUUGCCUUAGCGGUGACAAUACAAGUCGAUGUUGCGGAUCUGAUGAAUUUUGUUCCACCAAUAGACUGUGCGUGUCGAAAAACAAUGCAAAUAAAUUCUCCCGUGGUUCCUGCGCAGAUCCCACUUUUUCAGCGGCUUCUUGUCCGAGUUUUUGUCAGAGUGGUGAGUUCUCAAAAGCCUGAUAUAUAUAACGAUAACAAAUGGAAAACAAUAACUAAUAAGAAAGUCAGCCAAAGAUAAUGGAUCACUAUUGCCAUGCGGUGAGCCAUCACUAGGACAAUUUUGUUGCGACGAAGGUGAAGGUUUUGCAUGCUGUUCGACGCCGAGCAAGGUCUUUUCAGUAGGGCGAGGAACAAAUUUUACGGAGAAAUACAUCAGUUCAAACGUCACCUCAAGUUCAAUUAUGAAUUUCCAACCACAAAAAUCAUCGCACUUGACUAUUCUCACCAAUACCGAUACCGCGACCCAAACUCAAACGCAGAUUCAGAUAUCGUCAGCAACUCAAACAAUCGUCAGAACGUCUGUUAUCGUUUCCACCCAAAUAGUUACAUCUAUUCAAACCCCAACUCCCACGGUAAUAUUUCCUCCUACAGCUUCAACGACGGUUCCGAAAUCCAUCAUUUUCGCUACACAAACAACAAUUUCACAAAGCCAACCAUCUCUAUCCCUCGAAGCAACUCCCAGCGCAAGUGUAUUCCUAAAUGAAAACAAUCAAUCAUUACCAUCUUCUCCCUUGACGAACUCUGACAGCCAAGCCUCUACUACUUCUUCGAGCCCCAAGGGAAAUCUUAAUCAGAAUGGGCAAGCAGGAGCUUCAACCACGAGUUCUCAAGACUCGAGCAGGCCCUCGGAUUUGAGUCUGGCCGACAACCUUGACAUCCAAUCCACCUUGACAAACUUGCUCAAAGGUCCCAACAUGACCGCAAUUAUCGUUGGAUCUGGAGGCUUGCUUCUGAUUGUGAUUUUUAUCGUAGCGUUUUGUUGUAUCAGAAAGAAAAGACGGGCUAAGAAGUCAAAGGAUGUGAUAAUACGAGGGUCUGAAUCGCAGCGAGGUGCUAGUAAGGAGAGAAGGAAAAAAUACGGACGAGAAAGUGGAGGUCCGAAUAUAGAGGUUUUCGUAACAGUAACCGAGAAAUCAAAGGGACGGAAAGGGAAAGCACAAGCUGCUUACGUAAACGAAGAUGAUAGAAUAUCCCAGGAAUUGGAUGGAGCGCUAGGUGGCGGAUCGUAUCUGGAAUGCGGAACGCUGGGAAGAGAAAUAAAACCUGCAAACCUUGGAAGAAGGUCAUUGGGAAGGGAAAACAUAGAAUUCCAGAAUCCAAUGGAUUACAGGGACAGGAGUCCGAAUCCUUUCGAUCCUCCACCCAUCCCAUCUGAUCUCCGCACCCCUACAGUCCCGAUUCUUCCUCCUCUUCGAUCUCCAGGCUCGGAUUAUGUAAACAGUUCUACGAUUCCCAUUCUUUCUCCUCCUACUCCCAUUCCUGUUUCUCCUCUUUCGCCUCAUUCUCUGGAUCUGGAUUAUCGUAUUUCGAGGGCUUCGUUCGCGUCGGUUACUAGUGGAUCCCGUUAUAGUCGUAUGACGACCGGAGAACCAUUUCUGGCGCCGUCGGCUUUGGAUGUGCCGGUGCCUUAUCGUCCCGUUGGAGAUGAGAGUAGAGGAGUAGGUGAUUAUGGUUAUGGGAGGGUUUCUCGGGAUGAGGAACAGGGGGUUGGAUUUGGGCGGACGGAUGAGCAGAGGCAGGAGCUUCCGAGGGGUUUCUUUUAGAUGGGUCUGGAGGGAAGGGCUGGGAUGGGAGUAUAUAAUUAUAAUUUCGAGUUAGAGGCAGUAGGUAUUUAACGUUUAGAUUUGUACAUAAGACGCGCCUAUAUACCAAUUAUACCACUUGAUAAACAUAGAUUUCCAAAAAUACAGUAAACAUACAGUUUCCCCAGAGUCUUAUAUUGCAUGAUCUGGAAUGAGACCUGAUCUUGUGUAGUUCCGAAAAGCGAAGGCAAGGUAUCAGGUACUAUCUUCCGAAACCAAAGAAUACUUUGAUUAAUUUCCAUCCAGUAACUACCCUCAUAUCACGAAUAUACUUACGCAAGCUUGAAGAGGUUCAUUCUGAAAAAUGACUCACCUCCUCCAACCUUCAUUCUUUUUUCCACAAUGACUUUCUGUCACGCCAGAACGAUGUGGAGCUUUAACCUUG
Molecule: messenger RNA, 2603 nt
Organism: Sclerotinia trifoliorum
Lineage: Eukaryota; Fungi; Ascomycota; Leotiomycetes; Helotiales; Sclerotiniaceae
Source: the annotation of a GenBank genome assembly